Molecule: messenger RNA, 276 nt
Organism: Miscanthus lutarioriparius
Lineage: Eukaryota; Viridiplantae; Streptophyta; Magnoliopsida; Poales; Poaceae
Source: the annotation of a GenBank genome assembly
AUGGAAAUGAGCACCGGGCAAGUUGUUGAAAGGAUGUCAGCAGACACAUUACUAGUUGAAGAUGCCAUUGGAGAAAAGGUCGGGAAGACCAUACAGCUCCUUUCUACUUGUGUUGGUGGCUUCGCUAUAGCAUUUGUAAGAGGAUGGUACCUGGCUCUUGUGAUGCUCUCAAGCAUUCCUCCGGUAGCUGUUGCCUUUGCAUGCGUGUCAAUAUUCAGGGCAAGGCUCUCUAGUCGCAUGCAAGCAAAAUAUGGUGAUGCUGCAAAAUGUUGUUGA